Messenger RNA from Diaporthe batatas, 978 nucleotides. RefSeq lists its product as uncharacterized. The record is from RefSeq and is a predicted model, not a curated record. The transcript has 7 exons. NCBI's taxonomy places the organism in Eukaryota, Fungi, Ascomycota, Sordariomycetes, Diaporthales, Diaporthaceae. Bases 1 to 978 code for a protein of 325 amino acids.
AUGCAUCAUGCAAAGGAGGGGCAUUGCCUUCCGGAACUCAAUCCUGAGCUCAGUGAUCACGGGCUCGGCAGGCGGCAGAUCCAAGAUGCAGGGAGCUCAAAGCAGCCCGAACACGCACGCGCACACUGUGCCUUCACUCACUCACCACACGCGAGCCCACCACGACCACCUCUGUGGUCUGUUGCUACGCUGUCAGAUCCUGCCAGGGACCAGUCGACCUAUUCGAUUGCCUCGAUUUACGACCACGGUGGAUGGCCUGCCGCCACCACCCUGCUGCUGAUUGCGUAUUGUAGACCGGCAGGCGUCCCUGCCGUCAUCUUGACAAGGCCUAGCCGUUACAUGAUAGGCCCUGAAGGGCUGCACUCUGCUGCAUUGCAUGUUCGCGGACGACUGAGGGACCAAGGCACACAGGGUACACAGACGGGCAACGAGAGCCUGGUGCGAGCGAACGUGGCCCACACACGCACGUCGUGCAUGCACGGCAUGGUCAAGACCCGGGCUGAGAGGAAGUCAAGCCGUUGCAUAAAAGGUGGCCCGACCUGGACCGAGAGCAGGACUCCAGUUCCAGUCCAGUUCCUGUCCCAGCAGUCCCUCAAAACGAAACGAGGCGCCAAUUUCCACUUCCACUUCCGCACUUCCACCCUCUCACGCUCUCACCCGGACCGACUUGGAACACCUCGUACAAUAUCUCGUCGACACCGUCACAAGCAAGCAAGCAGCCAACGCCCGCCUCGGAUUGGACCUGGGACCUGGGACCCGGACCUUGACCUUGACCUGGACCUUGACCUGGACCUUGACCUGGACCCGACCCUGAUCGGCCCCGACCUGACCUCGGCAGCUGUCGAGUCCUCCUUACCCCUCACUCACCUACCCGGCACCAGCCCAAAGCUUGACUUGGACCGCCCUCACGAUCCGCAACCCCGUCUUUUGAACCCUCGACUCGAGAGAACCGGGGGCCUUAGCGACGUGUGCGCUUAG